Molecule: messenger RNA, 1908 nt
Organism: Tauraco erythrolophus (red-crested turaco)
Lineage: Eukaryota; Metazoa; Chordata; Aves; Musophagiformes; Musophagidae
Source: RefSeq, a predicted model, not a curated record
CGCUUGAGGCUGAAGGAGGAGAAGAAGAAGCAGGCUGCGCUCAUGAAAGCCUUGGAGACGCCUGAGGAGAAACGGGCUCGCCGGCUGGCCAAGAAGGAGGCCAAGGAGAGGAAGAAGCGGGAGAAGAUGGGGUGGGGAGAGGAGUACAUGGGUUAUACCAACACCGACAAUCCCUUUGGGGACAACAACCUGCUGGGCACCUUCAUCUGGAGCAAGGCACUGGAAAAGAAAGGGAUCAGCCACCUGGAUGAGAAGGACCUGAAGGAGAGGAACAAGCGAAUCCAGGAGGACAAUCGCCUGGAGCUACAGAAGGUGAAGCAGCUGCGCCUGGAGCGGGAGCGGGAGAAGGCGAUGCGUGAGCAGGAGCUGGAGAUGCUGCAGCGGGAGAAAGAGGCAGAGCACUUCAAAACCUGGGAGGAGCAGGAGGACAACUUCCACCUGCAGCAGGCCAAGCUGCGGUCUAAGAUCCGGAUUCGGGAUGGGAGGGCAAAACCCAUUGACCUUCUGGCCAAGUACAUCAGUGCGGAGGAUGAUGACCUGGCCGUGGAGAUGCACGAACCCUACACCUUCCUGAACGGCCUGACUGUCUCCGACAUGGAGGAUCUGGUGGAAGACAUCCAGGUUUACAUGGAGCUGGAGCAAGGGAAGAACGUGGACUUCUGGAGGGACAUGACCAUCAUCACGGAGGAUGAGAUAGCCAAGCUCCGCAAACUGGAGGCCUCUGGGAAAGGAGGGCCGGGGGAGCGCCGGGAUGGCGUCAACGCCUCCGUCAGCUCGGACGUGCAGUCCGUGUUCAAGGGGAAGACGUACAACCAGCUGCAAGUGCUGUACCAGGGCAUCGAGAGCAAGAUCCGUGCAGGAGGACCCAACCUUGACAUCGGGUACUGGGAGAGCCUGCUGCAGCAGCUGAAGGCUUAUAUGGCUCGGGCCAGGCUGCGGGAGCGGCACCAGGAUGUGCUGCGCCAGAAGCUGUACAAGUUGAAGCAGGAGCAGGGCGUGGAGAGCGAACCUCCCACCAUCAAGCGGGAGCCAGCCUCCCCCAGCGACAGGCUGGAUCCAGAGGAGAGCAUGGUGGUACAGCCAGGGCCGUCCUCGGAGCCGGAGGCUGAGCAGGACGGAGAGGGCAAAGGAGAGGCAGAGGGGGAAGCCGUGCUGAUGGAGGAGGACCUGAUCCAGCAGAGCCUAGAUGACUACGAUGCGGGGAAGUACAGCCCCCGGCUGCUGGGCACCAACGAGCUGCCCUUCGACGCCCACGUGCUGGAGGCCGAGGAGGACGCGCAUCGGCUGCUGCUUCUGCGGCAGCAGCUCCAGGUCACAGGUGAUGCCACCGAGAGCGCCGACGACAUCUUCUUCCGUAAGGCCAAGGAGGGCAUGGGCGCGGACGAGGCGCAGUUCAGUGUGGAAAUGCCCCUGACGGGCAAAGCCUAUCUCUGGGCCGACAAGUACCGGCCCCGCAAGCCCCGUUUCUUCAACCGGGUGCACACGGGCUUCGAGUGGAACAAGUACAACCAGACCCACUACGACUUCGACAACCCGCCGCCCAAGAUCGUGCAGGGCUACAAGUUCAACAUCUUCUACCCCGACCUCAUCGACAAGCGCUCGACGCCCGAGUACUUCCUGGAGGCCUGCCAGGACAACAAGGACUUUGCCAUCCUGCGCUUCCACGCCGGGCCGCCCUACGAGGACAUCGCCUUCAAGAUCGUCAACCGGGAGUGGGAGUACUCCCACCGCCACGGCUUCCGCUGCCAGUUUGCCAAUGGGAUCUUCCAGCUCUGGUUCCACUUCAAGCGUUACCGUUACCGCAGAUGAGGGGCUGCUCAGCUCCCCUCUGGACCCCCGAAGGUUUUCCCUGUCCUUGCUUUUAUCCUGAGGGACCCUGAGACUUUGGUACAAAUAAAUAAGUGUUGU